Messenger RNA from Cadophora gregata, 933 nucleotides. Its product is annotated as vesicular-fusion protein S17. Lineage: Eukaryota; Fungi; Ascomycota; Leotiomycetes; Helotiales; Ploettnerulaceae. The transcript has 4 exons. Gene Ontology annotation, molecular function: soluble NSF attachment protein activity; syntaxin binding. Gene Ontology annotation, biological process: intracellular protein transport; SNARE complex disassembly. The coding region runs from base 1 to 558 and encodes 185 amino acids. Gene Ontology annotation, cellular component: SNARE complex; vacuolar membrane. The record is from RefSeq and is a predicted model, not a curated record.
AUGGAUAAGGACAGUCCUGACAUAUCUGACCGAUUUGACCGGUGCCCGAAGUCGCUCCUAUGUGAAGCGAGGAAAACACAAGAGGCAGCAGUGAAUGGUUGGUUCCUGUUUGGCGGCAGGCACGUCACAUCUAUUCCUGCCAAUGUUAUAUUUCUCACACUGAUUUGUAGAACGGAACACUGGAAACGCGCAGCCGAGCCAUACGUCCGAGCAGCAAACGGAUUUCGAUUGCGACAAAAAUACAUCGAAGCAGGCAAGGCUUUCGAGCAAAGUGCCAAUAUACAGAGACUGAAGUUGAACAAGCCCACAGAUGCUGCAAAUACCUUAGUAGAAGCAUUCCAGUGCUAUCGUAGGCAUAAACCUGAAGAUGCAGUACAUUGCCUUGGCCUUGCUAUCCAGCAGUUCGCUAGGUCUGGACUCAUAAAACGCGCAGCAACUUGCCAACAAAUGAUGGCCGAAUGCUACGAGCUGGAAUUGCGUGAACCUCAAAAAGCUAUAGAAGCUUAUGAGCUUGUGAUUGAUUGGUUUAAGAGAGGCAACGCCGAUGCGCAAGUUUAACCGUCAUAACUGUCCAGGGAAAAUCUCUGGUGAAGACAAGCACUGAUGACCUGAAAGACUCGCGAGUCAAUCGUACAGAAAGAUUGGCGAGCUGGCGUGUACCUUGAGAACUGGCCUAAAGCCAUCUCAAGUUUCGAACUCGUCGUAUCAAAGAAAACUUGGUUAGUAAAAGAGUGCCUGUUUAAAGCUGGCUUGGCACAUCUUGCUUUAAUGAAUUUGGCUUCGUUUGACAGAUGGGUUCAACGCUACUGUGAUAUGGAAGUCACGUUCUCCAAGUCCAAAGAAUAUCUUCUGCUUCUCGAUCUCGGAAACGCUGUUAAGAAGCAAGACUGCAGGAAGUAUUGGGAAAUAUGUAGGCGAUACCAUGACGUGAAU